Laetiporus sulphureus 93-53 is the source of this 1350-nucleotide messenger RNA. RefSeq lists its product as uncharacterized. The transcript has 8 exons. The record is from RefSeq and is a predicted model, not a curated record. Bases 1 to 1350 code for a protein of 449 amino acids. Gene Ontology annotation, biological process: transmembrane transport. Gene Ontology annotation, cellular component: membrane. NCBI's taxonomy places the organism in Eukaryota, Fungi, Basidiomycota, Agaricomycetes, Polyporales, Laetiporaceae.
AUGCCGCUGCUCAAAACAUACAUCGCAAUAUCCGUCGGCUAUCUUCUCGCUCAGAGGCGUCUGUUCUCGGCGGAUGCUUCCACAGGGGCCUCGCAGGUCUUCAAGAACAUAUGUCUCCCGGCCCUAAUAUUCUCGAACGUUGUCCCUGCAUUCACCUCUUCCAACAUAUCCGCACUUGGCCCUCUGUUCUCGAUCGCCUUCACUUAUGUUGGCAUAGGGUUCCUUUUUGGACUGUUAAUCAGAGAGUUCUUCUAUGUUCCGCGCAAUUUCUGGCAAGGGAUUGUUGUUCUAUGUGGCAUGAGCAACUGGGGUAACCUACCCAGUGCCAUCGUGUCAUCUAUCAUGACAGAUUCGCCAAUCAAUCCAGAUGCCGAUCCCGAAUUGGGCAUCUCGUACGUCGCUGUCUUCAUUGUGACGUAUCACUUUGUGUUUUGGAUCACCGGAGUUGCUCGCUCUCUUUCUUGGGACUACUUGCCAGACGUUCCUCAGAACUCAGAGGCAGAACGUCUCUAUUCGUGGAAGGAGAAGCCCAUAGGGGGGUUCAUUGCACGUCGUAUCCGGCGCAAGCGGGUACCGUCAAGAUCAUCUUCGGUAAACCCCGAGAACGUGAACAUUGAAGCAGAUCUCGAACGAAGCGAACAAAAGAAUGCAAAAUUAGAGAUGGACGACACAAGUUCCUCCAUGGAGGCGUAUGACGACUCCAGACAGCCCUCCGUUCAGCAUGAGAUCUCCUCAACUUCGCCUAUACAACCUGUUCCUCGGUCGUCACCUGUGCCUGAAUCCGUCGAGACGUCCGCUACCCACAUGCCUCCGCCACCAUUCUUGCAACGGCUGAAAAAGGCACUACAGCCUGCGUCUGCUGCAGUGACACCCAUCACUUGCACGCUCGUCAUCUCGGUUCCGGUCUCACUAAUACCGGAUCUCAAAGCAUUGUUCACGCCGGUCACAGGAGGGCAGAUUGGACAGGGCCGGACGGGGAACCACCGUUCCGAAUUCCUAGGAAACAUGGCGGUCCCGCUAUCCCUGAUUAUACUCGGCGCAUCUUUCGCCCGACUCAAGAUUUCCCGGCCCUUCUCCGGUCUGCCGAUUAUGGCUAUGAUCGCGGCAGCAGUUGCGAAGAUGAUAGUCCUUCCUAUUAUCGGCAUCUUUGUAGUGCAGGCGAUGGUGAGGGAUCGCUUGAUUGCCAAAGAUGCUCUAGCGGAGCGGUUUGUAGCGAUGUUCCUCAGCGGUACUCCAGCGGCAGUCAACCAGUUGAUAGUGUCUAACUUGUAUUCGACGACAGGGGAAGUCGAUACGCUCUCGGCUUUCUUGCUCGUUCAAUAUGUCGGCAUGUUAUUCUCUUCAACGUAA